Cydia splendana is the source of this 1310-nucleotide messenger RNA. RefSeq lists its product as uncharacterized. The coding region runs from base 89 to 1222 and encodes 377 amino acids. The transcript has 2 exons. The record is from RefSeq and is a predicted model, not a curated record. NCBI's taxonomy places the organism in Eukaryota, Metazoa, Arthropoda, Insecta, Lepidoptera, Tortricidae.
UAUAAUUAAAAGCCAAUUAGAUUUAUUUUCCUGACCAGUAUGUUCUUAGCUACUCACCAAUACAUAUAGCCAAAGUUAUAAAAUAAAUAUGUUUUUAUAUUUCCUCUUUGCGCUUGUGGCGACAAGCUUUGCACGACCGCCCCAUUUCGAAGGAAGCCCAGAUCUUUCGAUAGCAAACGCGAGAACUCCUGCUCCACUGAAUGUGAUAACGGUGCCAACGAAUUGUCCUGCUGGGCAGGAAUACAUAAAUGGAGAAUGCCGUGAUGUUUGGAGAGCCGACAAUAUUGGCAGAACCCCUGCUCCACUGAACGUUAUAACGGUGCCAACGAAUUGUCCUGUUGGUCAAGAAUAUUUCAAUGGAGCAUGCCGUGAUGUUUGGAGAACAGACAAUAUUGGCAGAACCCCGUCUCCUUUGAACGUGAUAACUGUGCCACCAAAUUGUCCUGCCGGUCAGGAAUACAUCAAUGGCGCAUGCCGUGAUGUUUGGAGAACAGACAAUAUUGGCAGAACCCCUGUUCCACUGAACGUUAUAACGGUACCAACGAAUUGUCCUGCCGGUCAAGAAUAUAUCAAUGGAGCAUGCCGUGAUGUUUGGAGAGUAGACAAUAUUGGCAGAACCCCUGCUCCACUGAACGUUAUAACGGUGCCAACGAAUUGUCCUGUUGGUCAAGAAUAUAUCAAUGGAGCAUGCCGUGAUGUUUGGAGAACAGACAUUAUUGGCAGAACCCCGUCUCCUUUGAACGUGAUAACCGUGCCACCAAAUUGUCCUGCCGGUCAGGAAUACAUCAAUGGCGCAUGCCGUGAUGUUUGGAGAACAGACAAUAUUGGCAGAACCCCUGUUCCACUGAACGUUAUAACGGUGCCAACGAAUUGCCCUGCUGGUCAAGAAUAUAUCAAUGGAGCAUGCCGUGAUGUUUGGAGAGCAGACAAUAUUGGCCGAACCCCGUCUCCAUUGAACGUGAUAACCGUGCCACCAAAUUGCCCUGAUGGUCAGGAAUAUAUCAAUGGAGAAUGCCGUGAUGUUUGGUUCAAAAUUAAUUCGAAAUUUUCACUUUUAGAGGAGUCAGCCCCUGAUGUCGAAGAUCAGCCAAAUCAAGAAAUGGUGGAACUAGCCACUAUCUUCGAUUAUUCAUCGAGAAAUGUUAUAAGUGUGCCUAACCAAUGCCCGGCGGGAUAUGCACCAGAUGCGCUCGGUGUUUGCAGAGAGAUUUGGGUGCUAUAAGUAGGUACGAGUAUAAUUGAUGUAAAAGUUAGCGAUUCAUUGACUCUGUUGUUAAAAUGUAAAGCAAAAUAAUUAUGUACCUACCCAA